UUCCAUGAGAGUCCUAGAUAGAGUUUCCCCUCCAUGCCUCCUGUGUUAUUAAUAAAUACAAAGUGAUCCUGUGUUUUCCUGGAGACAUACGGAGAGCAAAGAACUACUUAGUGCUAAAGAACAAACUCCACUCAAAGGUUUUGAAACACUGGGACUGGCAUUUCCAAAACAUUUGUCAUGAGCAGAAAACAGCAAGUGGAGGACGACAGCAACACAACAUCCGCUGAGGAAUUACACAAUGAGGAUAUUUCAAAACAUGACAUACACACUGACUCUGAAACAGCCCUGUGUGAAACUACACUGCUCAACGCACUAAAGAUGGACCAGAUGGGCAUGAAAGCUCUGGGGGAACUUUUUGAGUACUGGAUUCAGCAAGUGUCGGGUCUGGAGAGGCAGAGGGACGAGCUGAUCCAGGAGCUUCUCGCUCUGAACGAACCUAUUCUGCAGGUUGUGGAGCACCUCAGAGAAAAGCUGAUGGCAGCGAGGAGGCUCCUCACUCUGGCUCAGCUGGAUUAUGUCGCCACGCACGAGGAAGUGGAGCAGGUGAAGAGGAAACUGUUCACCGCAGCCAGAGACUGCAUCCAGAGUCAGGUGACGCUGGCUGGACAGGAGUACGAAGUGGCUCAGUCUGGUCUGACGCAGGAGGAACUCAAGGCCAGUCUCCAUGAUCUGUCCCAUGAGUUGCACCAGCUGCAGACUGACCACCAGAACCAACUCAACUCCCUCAGAGAUCAGGUCUCUAGACCGCGCCGGUCGAGGACCAUGAGUGAUGUCAGCCAGUGUCGGCAGGCUUCCAUCAGGCUGCAGCGGAGGCUCAGCGGCAGCGUAACGGCACUGGAGGGCUGGUACGAGCCACGCAUGGUAGCCCUGCUGAGGAGAAGGCAGGCCGGGGAGGAAGCACUGAGAAACUGCAAGGAGCAGGCGAUGGACCUGAGAACCAGCCUGGGUCCUCUGAGAGAAGACAUACGGAGGCUGGUGGUGCAGAGAUCCUGUCUGCUGAAACGGAUCAAUCUUAUGGAGAUAGAGAGGGAGGAGAGGACAGCACAUCACAAGAAAACAGUGGAAGGACUACAAGGGAUGUUGAGAGAAUUAAAAUUGGAGUUUGAGAUUCAGAAAACCUUCAGGACUGAUUUGGAGCAGCUCACAGAGGGCCUGAAAACAGAGCUCACAUUUUUAAGAGGCAACGAUGAACCGCAUAACAUCUCUGAAGAGGACGAACAGUUAUCGAUUUCCAGAGGCUGAAAGCAGAUCAAACCCCAGAACAGCUUCAAAGUUUACAUCAUGGUCUUGCAGAUCAUGUUACUUUAAGGAUACAUUUGAACCUUCCUGUGGACUGAUCUACAAAAACACAACUUCAGUGGCUUUUAGAAGCAAAAACUGCUCCCACAACUUUGAACUUAAGCUGUUGCAGAUUUUCUCCAAUAUAAGCAGUCAGAAUUUUACCAGAUUAUGCUUCUCAGAAUUGGACAAGUUUAUGGAGUUUGUAUUUUUAACUUCAACACCAUGAGAAUUUAAUAAAAAACAAACACUGGUUUUUA
This is a messenger RNA of Poecilia reticulata (guppy), 1538 nucleotides long. RefSeq names its product syncoilin. Gene Ontology annotation, cellular component: intermediate filament. NCBI's taxonomy places the organism in Eukaryota, Metazoa, Chordata, Actinopteri, Cyprinodontiformes, Poeciliidae. The record is from RefSeq and is a predicted model, not a curated record.